Molecule: messenger RNA, 539 nt
Organism: Paramecium octaurelia
Lineage: Eukaryota; Ciliophora; Oligohymenophorea; Peniculida; Parameciidae
Source: the annotation of a GenBank genome assembly
AUGGAUGUAAAUAAUCAGUAAAAUCAAGCAUGGAAAAGGUAUUAAUGAAUAUUAAAAAGGUAAUUAAAUUAUAAAAUGGUGAUAAUAGAGGGUAUUUGGGAUUAGAAUUAGCUUCAAUUGGGUAUAUUUUAAGGGAAAAUGAAUAAUAAAAAACUUAACAGAUUAGGUUUACAAAGAAAUUCAUUUGAAUAUGAAUAAAAUUUCAUUACAUUCCUUUUUUAUAGAGUGAAAGCACAUUAUAUGGAUGACAAAAUUUAAAGAGAAGGACUUCUUACUACAAAGAAAGAAGAUUAGUAUUAUUAUAAUAUUAUAUUAGAUAUAAAGGUGAAUUUUAUGAAAAUUAAAAGCGUGGUCAUGGAGAAUUUCAGACAAUAAAAGGAGAUAGGUAAAUCUUUCUAUAAUUUAGAUAUGAAGGAGAAUUUUAAAAAGAUAAAAAAUAAGGAAGAGGUACUUAUUACUUUCCUAAUGAUGAUAAUUAAUUUCAUUCCUUGUAAUUUUUAAUUUCAUCUUUUGCAUAUUAAUUCAAUUAAAAUAAUUGA